Molecule: messenger RNA, 1403 nt
Organism: Branchiostoma belcheri (Belcher's lancelet)
Lineage: Eukaryota; Metazoa; Chordata; Leptocardii; Amphioxiformes; Branchiostomatidae
Product: glycine cleavage system H protein-like
Exons: 5
Coding region: 40-558 (172 amino acids)
Biological process (GO): glycine decarboxylation via glycine cleavage system; protein lipoylation
Cellular component (GO): cytoplasm; mitochondrion; glycine cleavage complex
Source: RefSeq, a predicted model, not a curated record
UUUUCCGAGUGCGCCAUUUCUUUUCUCGUCCGAACCAAGAUGGCGGCGGUCGCUAUGAGGUGCGCGAGGGGCCUGGCCUUUCGAGCCACAAAACUCGUCACUCCGACACAGAGAACCACCUACUACGGUGCCCAGACAUUUAGAAGGUUCAGCAGAACAGUCACGGCCUUCGAACCAGUGAGGAAGUUUACAAAAGAACACGAGUGGAUAACUAUGGAUGGAACCACUGGUACUAUUGGUAUCACCAACCAUGCUCAGGACAAGCUAGGCGAACUUGUCUUUGUGGAGCUUCCAGAAGUUGGAGCAGAAUUAAGCAAAGGAGACGAGUGUGGUGCGGUGGAGAGUGUGAAAGCAGCGAGUGAACUGUACGCCCCAGUCAGCGGGGAGUGUGUAGAAGUGAACAUGGCCUUGGAGGGGGAUCCCAGCCUCGUCAAUUCCUCCCCUUAUGAUGAAGGCUGGAUACUAAAGAUGAAGCUGUCCAACCCAGAAGAGUUGGACGACAUGAUGGAUGAAGAAGCGUACAAGGCUUACGUGAAGGCGGAGGACCAGGAUGCGUAGACCCCCAGCUCUACGCCUCUGGUCUACACAGCUAGUCUUCUGAUAUUAGACCUAUCUAGGGGGAGGGUGUGGUGUAUUAAAUAGUCGGGCAGCUACAGGGGGUCCCAGAAAAAAUUCUACCCAACUUUGUAGGGUUAUUGUUGCCCCCUGGUGAAGUGCAUCAAAAAGUAAGUUUUCUGUAAAAUACAACUAAUAUUGUUUCCAUUGAUACCCUCACGACAUGAUUACAGUUCUUUAUCACAGAGCGCUGUUGGUUUUAAGCUACAUUGUGUAACACAAGGACAAUAAGUAAUAAGUAAAUUUUCUGUGUUACAUAAUUCACCUUCAAACAAUGGUACAUGUGAAUGAAGAUAGAGGGGUGUUAUGAUGGUAUCUAUCGAAACUAUAUCAAUUCUACUUUUUUGAAAAACUUCUAUCAUAGAUGCACUUCCCAAUUAAGUAACAAUAACUUUAUAGUUGGGUGUCCUUUUUUUUCUGGGCCGCCCUGUAUAGUCACAUAUUUUGGCUGCUUUCAAAGCUUGUCACUCUAAGCAAACACAGGUACCAUGGAAACGUCAAUGUUUUUUUUUCUUUUUCAAAAAUAUUCAGAUGUUUGAAAAGCUAGAUUUGUAUUGUCCUGAAUAUACUUGCUGUCCAAAGGAAUGUUGAAGAUUUACUUCCCAAUUUUGUCUUGUAGGGGAAAGUUUACUGGUGAUGAAAAUUAGCGUCUAGAUGAGGGGGGUUCAAACUCUUGUUUCAUCCACACUUGGUCCUUAUGCCACACCAAUUUAAUUUCUUGGUUAACGGAUUUUUCUACAAAAAUAAUGGAGCGGGCGGGCGAAAAAAAAAUAGAAAUAAACACAGGC